AUGGUUAGUAGGUACUGCUAUGAAGCGCUUGACAAAUGCUUGGGUGACAUCAUGAGGUGUUCUCCAACAUAUAGCAAAGAUUUGCCCUUUGGAGGAAAAGUGGUUGUACUAGGUGGAGACUUUAGACAAAUUCUUCCUGUCAUUCCACGAGAAUCGAGACAAGAUAUCGUUCAUUCAACCGUGAAUUCGUCUUACCUUUGGAAGUUUUGUCAGGUGCUCAAACUAACAAAAAACAUGAGACUCUCUGUAGGGACGACUACUUCAGAUCAAGACGAGACAGAGCAAUUUGGUGAGUGGUUAUUGGUGCUCAAACUAACAAAAAAUAUGAGACUCUCUGUCGGGACGACUGCUUCAGAUCAAGAUGAGACAGAGCAAUUUGGUGAGUGGUUAUUGAAAGUUGGUGAUGGUCUAAUAGGUGACAAUAUGGAUGGUGAAUCUGAGAUAUGUCUUCCAGGAGAUAUUGUUAUUCCUUCUUCGGACCAGGCAUUUGAUGAGUUAGUUCAUUUUUCUUAUCCAAAUAUUCUGGAAAACAUGUCCUCAAAGGAUUUUUUCAAAGCAAGAACUAUACUGGCUCCCACACUAGACAUCGUUGAAGAGGUCAACAACCAUCUGAUGGCUAUCAUUCCUGGAGGAGAAAAAUUAUAUCUUAGUUCGGAUUCCAUAUGUAUGGAUGAAGGGAAUAUGGAGAGUCAACUAGAUCUCUAUGGUUCUGAAUUACCGAAUAGCAUAAAUUGUUCUGGUUUGCCUCCACAUAAAUUAAUACUCAAGAUUGGUGUUCCGGUGAUGUUACUGAGGAGUAUUGACCAAUCCAGUGGUCUUUGUAAUGGUACAAGGCUACAAGUUAGAAAACUUGGAAAUCAUGUCAUAGAAUGUGAAGUCUUAACGGGUAACAAUGUUGGUCAUAUUGCUUUGAUUCCAAGAAUGAAUAUGGUACCAACAAAUGAAACCGUCCCAGUUAGAUUCCAACGAAGACAGUUUCCCAUAAUAGUAUCGUUUGCCAUGACAAUUAAUAAGUCUCAGGGACAAAUUUUAUCUCAUGUUGGAUUGUACUUGCCCAGACCAGUUUUUACACAUGGCCAACUAUAUGUGGCACUUUCAAGAGUUAAGAGUAAGAGAGGUUUAAAAGUUUUACUUAUGAAUCACGUAGGAAUGUCUGCAAAUUCAACUAUCAAUGUUGUUUAUAGAGAAGUCUUUGAAAAAAUAGUAUUCUAA
Molecule: messenger RNA, 1212 nt
Organism: Arachis duranensis
Lineage: Eukaryota; Viridiplantae; Streptophyta; Magnoliopsida; Fabales; Fabaceae
Exons: 1
Coding region: 1-1212 (403 amino acids)
Biological process (GO): DNA repair; telomere maintenance
Molecular function (GO): DNA helicase activity
Source: RefSeq, a predicted model, not a curated record